CGAAUUACAUAAAGCAUGCACCUCUUCUAUCUGUAAUGCAGUCUUCCCUAUUUCCCACCCUCGUCAUACUUUCACUCCUAGUCGCGAUCACUUUUCUAAGACCCAUCCACGCACAGGACGAAAUAGAUCAAGAGGACGAUGCCGCAGAUAGUUUUGCGGAUGACAUUGACAUCGAAGAAUCCCCCAGAUACAAGAGAUUGUCGAACGUGGGGAUUAAUUUAAAACCAUUGGAAUUCAUAAAGAAGGACGACGAUGAGAUUGAAAACGCACGUAUCAAGAAGGUUGCUCCACAAGACGAUGGGGACUCAUUCCGUUCUGAUCCUGGAAUGGCAGGCUUAAAUCAAGACGACGAUGACGAUUUGGGCUUAUCAGGCAAAAACAGCAAACCUCAAAAAGAUCACAAGGACAAGAUUCACAAGGCAAACGAUCUAUCCACUGUACCACAAGGUCUUGGCGAAUCAUGCAAUUCCCAUAACGCCGAACGGAUCACAAACUAUCUCGAAAAUGUUGACCAGAGUGAUGACCAGGCAGCUUUGGACGGUGUGAUGGAUCUAGUGUCCGGUCCGCCGGAUAAAAGCUUUUGUGAUUAUAGGCAAUUCCUCACGUGCAGAAAUGAAAUUUGCGAGUAUUGGACUUCAGGUGUGAUCGAAAAAAUACCAGUUGGUUCCAAAACAACAUAUAUUAUAGAAUCUGGUCAAAAUUGCGGAGGCAUAUCAUAUCCCAAGUAUUUCGAUACUCGUGUUCAACUGCAAUGUAUAAACGAAGAUGGGACAUAUUGUUCAAAAUCAACUCCAAAAAUCUGUCCAUGCAGUAAAACUGACCCAAAUUGUGCCCAGACCAAUGAAGUAGCUCGUCCAAAGUCAAAACCUCAUAAAAAGAAACAUGAAGAGUCGAUGCAAGCUGAUUACAGGGGUUAUGGACCCUCGUCGUAUGGUCAAAGAUGCACGCAAUUUUACGCAUGUUCCUCCGUCGAUCACAUGACCUGUCAGCCCGACCAUUUUUCCAUGCGAGUGGCCCAGAUUCAACAGGACUCCUUUGCGGACCAGGACCAUCUUGCCUUCCACGAUUACGACGCUUCCGCCCAGAUUCAAGAGGACGAAGACUACGAAGCUCAAAUGAGAGGCCUGUACCAACAAGCCCCCAAGAAACACUUCCGCUGUCGGUGUGACACCGGAUGGGCCCCGUACAUACAAUCGAAUGGCUUCAUAUCGUGCAAAGUUGCGGCAGGGCACCAAUGUGAAAACAGUACGUACUGUGCAUCUCAUCACUGCAUCGGACACAAGUGCAAUCUCCCCAAUAAAUUCCUAUUUUUCAUCAAUAUCAACGAUCAUUUACUGGUGACGAAACCAAAUGGGGGUGGAACAGGGCUCUCAGCAAAUGUCGAUUCGGGUGCAGUACACGAUAAACCUUUGAAGCUUUUGAUGUCGUUAUUCAUACCGAUUGUAGAAUUACAGAUGUUUUGGUACAUUUUUUGGGACCAAGAAUAGUCAUUUAAUAAUAUUGCAAACAAUUGCCAUGAUAAGAAUAACAUUUUUUAUAGUAUCCAGCGAAUAAUAAAACUGACAUCAGGGGUAUGAGAAUUUGCAAAA
This is a messenger RNA of Folsomia candida, 1589 nucleotides long. RefSeq lists its product as uncharacterized. The record is from RefSeq and is a predicted model, not a curated record. The coding region runs from base 36 to 1487 and encodes 483 amino acids. Lineage: Eukaryota; Metazoa; Arthropoda; Collembola; Entomobryomorpha; Isotomidae. The transcript has 5 exons.